AUGAGUUCCUCAUUUAAUACUCCAUUAUUACCAUCAUAUUAUGUUCCAAAAUAUGAUGCUGCUAAUUCAACAACCACUUCUUCUCCAUCAUUAUCAUCGACUAUAACCGGUACAAAUUAUCAUCAUCUUCCAUUAUUCAAUAUUCGUUCAUCUCCAUCAUCAUUCACUUCUGACUAUAGUCCACGAACAUUAAGUUGUUUACAACAACAAUUAAAUGAUUUAAAUUCAUCUUCGACAAGAACAACGACAACGUCAUCAAUGACUUAUUGUACAAAUAAUUAUUGUCCAAAUUGUGCAUCGAUAUUUUCAUCAAAAAUUGAUAAUCCAAUCAGACAGUUUAGUAAUCAUAACAGGACUACUAUAGAAACACCUUGUCGUUUUUCAUCGAAAUUAGCUAAAUAUCCACGUUUGAGUAAUGAGAUUAAUGAUCCAUCAAUUUUAUCAAAAACAAAGACGAAUUGUCUCUCAAAGUAG
Didymodactylos carnosus is the source of this 474-nucleotide messenger RNA. Lineage: Eukaryota; Metazoa; Rotifera; Eurotatoria; Philodinida; Philodinidae. The record is from the annotation of a GenBank genome assembly.